AACAUGGCGACGGCCGUGUUUGUUCACAUGCCAAUGCCAGUGUAAACAAAUGAGGACUGUCUUUUAGAUUUAAUGGAUCAGUUGCUGGCAUUUGGAGGAAAAUUAAUACAAUUUUCUGUUAAGGAAUCAGAUAAGAUUAAAAAUAUAUUAAUCGAAGCAAGAGUUUCAUCUCUGGCAGGUAAUGAAGGUGAAUGGGAAAACGAAAGUGAUGUCAUUUUAGAGUUGACGGAACCAAGAUCGUCCAUAUCUGUGAAUAUUUUACAGACAAGAAUCUGCUUAGAAAUAAAGACGGGCUUUUUGCUACCGGUUAUUGUUUUACAAAUCUCGUCUUUACGCGAUCCCGGAAACAAUCGCCUCUUUCUAGUGGGACUGAAUCUGUCGGCGAGGAGCCUUAUCCCUUUACAAAGUGUAGAAGAGUCUUGUACUGAUUGGAGUGACAGCUCUGUGUCUUUGACAUCAUUAGAUGGCCCAGUUAUAAGUUGGAUAAAAGACAACAUUCAUGUUAUGUGUGUUCCCGUUAAAGAUAGCACCCUGUCAACAGCAGCCUACAGCUUUACCAUUGGAAUUCAAACCAAACUCUAUUUUAGGUUCAUGCUUCUCAUGUGGCAGAUACAUUUUUGUUGCAAGCCAAAAGAGGAAACCUGCUCGGGCAUAUUCCGUAUCAGUCUCACCAUUUGUCUGUGAGAAUCUCCCAAUCGCACUGUUUUACUCAGAAGAAUUCACCAACAUUAAAAAGAUACAUUUUGUAUCUGUGGAAAUUUGUUCUUCUAAUUCAGCAGAUGACUCUGACCCCAGAAUACAGACGACACUAUACGCUGUCACAGAUGAAGGUUACGUCUUACAUUUCAAAGAUGGACAGCUGGUAUAUGCAAUUCCCAUGGGUGAUGAAAUCAAAAUAUCCAGUGACACUGAGCUCCAUGUAUUCCGUCCUUAUGGACUGAUCAAGACUUUGGUUGUUGUUCGUUCGCAGGACAAUGUUUUUCUUGUAGAUACUGCUGAAAGACAGGUGAUAAAAACAUGGAGGGGUGUACACUCUUGUCAUUGCGAUGACUUUGUGGGACUUGGCUGUCCACAACUGUUAAUAUUGAAGGAAGAGUUUAAAACUAACAGUGGUUGGCUGCUCACCGACACAUUCUCAGUCCUGGUUGACCAGUUAGGAGGGGAUGGACAAGACAAGCCCACUGUCGAGAAACACAAGGACAGCACAUCAGCUGCUAUACAUGCCCUGCAGACCAGGCUUACAAAUGAUCUGGUGAAUCUAAGUGAGAAGAGAAGGGAGGUAACCUGUAGAGAAAGUUUUAUAUCCAGUACAUGGCAGACACUGCAGGGAAAUUUACAGGGGAGACCACUCUGUCAAGCUAGUAAAGAUCCUUCCAUGGUUACUAUAAUGAACAAGAGAGAAGGCCAACCUUUAGCUGGAAGAACCCCCAAGGUGGUAAACAGAUGUGAACCGGCUACAGUUACUGAGAUCUGGCAGAGAGUUGUUGAAGGACAUUGGGUGAUUGGGGUGGACUGUAUGGCCAAAAACAUAAUGUCAUUUCAAGUGGUACUUGUACCAGAAAAAGGUGAACAGUCUUACCUUGGGUGCAUAACAUGUUCCUCAAAUCAUAUCUGUGAUGAUACAAAUAUAUUCAGAACUAAACAAAGAUCAAUAAAGAUAAGCGAAGACAUCUCCUCAAUCCAAAAUUCACAGAAAAAGAGACGAUUAUCAGUCGCCUGUCUAGAAGAAGAGGAAGGAUUAUAUCCCUUGAUAAAACACUUUCCUACAUGUGUUGCUUCACUGCCAAAGUUUGGAAUGGCUAAGAAGGUUUGUUGUCGGGUACUUCUACAGUGGACAGAGGACGAUGGACAGCCUCCAUCUGGCAGUCAGGAUUGUGGAGUUGUAUGUCUCUCUGUGGAGGAUAUAAUACGGGACAAAUACAACCUGAAAAGGGAGACAACUUCAGAAACUGAGUCGUCGAGGGACUUGCUUGCCCUGUCACUUAUUCAGCUAGAUGUGGGACUGAAGCUGGAGGGGACAUGCCCCAGUACAUUAGGGGCAUCUGAAGACAUGGUUGGAGGAGCGAGCAGGAUUCACCUACAGGCCUGUUUACAAGUGCUACAUGUCGGAUGUGACCUCCCUCUACCUCGUACGAAUCAAGGUGGCCGAGGUAGCUGUAGGGGAUGAGCGAUUGGCCAGUUUUACUCUAUCUGCAAGGGAUAUGGAGCAGAUAGCCUUGACCCUUCAUCACCUGUAUUCCUGUUUCCCUGACAACAUGUUGAUCCUCCCGGACACUCAACAGGGCCAUGUCCAAGCUGCUGAAGCUGACAGUAGGCAACUUGGAAAAGGAGUUAAUGUUUUUAACCUCUGCAAUGAAGGACUUUAACAAGGGAAAGCAUUCAUCCAUUCAGGAAGUGCAGGCAGGGCAUGAAAAACGUGCCGACGGACAUGUGGAUGUAGAAAAAGUGAGAGCAAAUUUUGCCAAAAGAAAACGAGAUCUUUUACUUUCUAGUGAUACAGAAAUGGUUUGUGUGGAGGAAACAGAACUCUUCAGAAGGCAGCUUGAAACACUCCAGUUAAAUACUGAUAGAUCAAUGAUAGACCUGUCUAAUCUUUAAACCUUGAUAUUAACUACAGUUAAAUACUGAUAGACUGGUAUACCUAAACAUGGUAGACUGGGCUGUCGGUAUACCUAAACAUGGUAGACUGGGCUGUCGGUGUACCUAAACAUGGUAGACUGGGCUGUCGGUAUACCUAAACAUGGUAGACUGGGCUGUCGGUGUACCUAAACAUGGUAGACUGGGCUGUCGGUGUACCUAAACAUGGUAGACUGGGCUGUCGGUGUACCUAAACAUGGUAGACUGGGCUGUCGGUGUACCUAAACAUGGUAGACUGGGCUGUCGGUGUACCUAAACAUGGUAGACUGGGCUGUCGGUGUACCUAAACAUGGUAGACUGGGCUGUCGGUGUACCUAAACAUGGUAGACUGGGCUGUCGGUGUACCUAAACAUGGUAGACUGGGCUGUCGGUGUACCUAAACAUGGUAGACUGGGCUGUCGGUGUACCUAAACAUGGUAGACUGGGCUGUCGGUGUACCUAAACAUGGUAGACUGGGCUGUCGGUAUACCUAAACUUGGUAGACUGGGCUGUCGGUAUACCUAAACAUGGUAGACUGGGCUGUCGGUAUACCUAAACAUGGUAGACUGGGCUGUCGGUAUACCUAAACAUGGUAGACUGGGCUGUCGGUAUACCUUAACAUGGUAGACUGGGCCGUCGGUAUACCUAAACAUGGUAGUCUCGGCUGUCGGUAUACCUAAACAUGGUAGACCCGGCUAAUCUUUUAAACUACUCUGUAUAUCUAAACAUGGUAGACUGGGCUGUCGGUAUACCUAAACAUGGUAGACUGGAAUUAUCUUUAAACAUGUUAUGUCAUAAUAUUGAAAAUGUUGUUACAUUAUGUCAUUAAUGAAAAUACACAACAAAAUGGC
Molecule: messenger RNA, 3467 nt
Organism: Pecten maximus
Lineage: Eukaryota; Metazoa; Mollusca; Bivalvia; Pectinida; Pectinidae
Exons: 6
Coding region: 500-2167 (555 amino acids)
Biological process (GO): negative regulation of double-strand break repair via homologous recombination; positive regulation of double-strand break repair via homologous recombination; interstrand cross-link repair
Cellular component (GO): Fanconi anaemia nuclear complex
Source: RefSeq, a predicted model, not a curated record